Messenger RNA from Myxocyprinus asiaticus (Chinese sucker), 7115 nucleotides. Its product is annotated as protein MON2 homolog. The record is from RefSeq and is a predicted model, not a curated record. The coding region runs from base 302 to 5437 and encodes 1711 amino acids. NCBI's taxonomy places the organism in Eukaryota, Metazoa, Chordata, Actinopteri, Cypriniformes, Catostomidae. The transcript has 34 exons.
UGCGCGUGACGUGUCAUUUUCCGCACAGGCAUUAUGGCAUCCAGGACUGAAGGAAAAAUUAUGAAACUGCGGCGUUAAGCGUGCAUAUAGAUCAGAUAUGUCAUCAGGAUCAUAUAGAUAAUAUACAUCAGCAUGAUUAAGAUCAUAUUUAUGGCACACAAGCGCGUUUUCGGCUGAACAGAGGCACAUUUAUUGAUGUGUGUGACACUGAGGGUUUAUUUAUAUGUCUCGCGCUGGAGCCGACGCAUCGGUCAGUUUAGUUUCAUUUCUUAGUCGUUAAUUAGAGUGUAAUUAGUGUUGAAUGAGUGUAAAGAUGUCGACGAGCAGUCCUGAAGCGGUGAAGAAACUCCUGGAGAACAUGCAGACGGAUCUGCGCUCGCUGUCUAUGGAGUGCAAGAAGAAAUUCCCUCCAGUCAAAGAGGCUGCAGAAUCCGGCAUCGUCAAGAUCAAAACUAUUGCUGCUAGAAACACAGACAUCCUUGCGGCGCUGAAGGAGAACAGUUCUGAGGUGGUUCAGCCAUUCCUCAUGGGCUGCGGAACCAAAGAACCCAAAAUCACUCAGAUGUGUCUCGCCGCCAUUCAGAGACUCAUGUCACAUGAGGUCGUGUCUGAGGCAGCAGCAGGGAACAUUAUUAACAUGUUAUGGCAACUAAUGGAGAACGGACUGGAGGAGCUCAAACUACUGCAGACGGUUCUAGUGCUCCUCACAACUAACACAGUAGUUCACGAUGAAGUUCUGUCAAAGGCCAUCGUUCUGUGUUUCCGACUCCACUUCACGAAAGACAACAUCACCAACAACACGGCGGCUGCAACCGUCAGACAGGUUGUUACCGUGGUGUUCGAACGAAUGGUUGCAGAGGAUGAGAAAUUUAAAGGUUUGACGGAAGAGCCCCCUGUUGUCCUGGGCAACAGUAACCGCCGCUCUGUUAGCACCCUGAGACCCAGCGCUAAAGACGCCUACAUGCUGUUCCAGGAUUUGUGUCAGUUAGUGAACGCUGACGCCCCCUACUGGUUAGUGGGAAUGACAGAGAUGACACGCACGUUUGGUUUGGAGCUGCUGGAGUCUGUGUUAAACGACUUUCCGGAAGUUUUCCUGCAGCACCAGGAGUUCAGUUUCCUGUUGAAGGAGCGCGUGUGUCCGCUGGUCAUCAAGCUCUUUUCUCCAAACAUCAAGUUCCGUCAGGGCAGCAGCAGCAGCAGCGCGGCAUCUCCAGCGCCCGUCGAGAAACCUUAUUUCCCCAUCUGUAUGAGACUGCUGCGGGUAGUCUCAGUCCUGAUUAAACACUUUUACAGCCUCCUGGUGACAGAGUGUGAGAUCUUCCUCUCUCUGCUGGUGAAGUUUCUGGAUGGAGAGAAGCCACAGUGGUUGAGAGCUGUAGCUGUGGAGUCUGUGCACAGAUUGUGUGUACAACCACAUUUACUGCGGUCUUUCUGUCAGUCGUAUGAUAUGAAGCAGCAUUCCACUAAAGUCUUCAGAGAUAUCGUCAACGCUCUGGGCUCCUUCAUCCAGUCGCUCUUCAACCUUCCCAACACAGGAAGCACAUCAUCCACCAGCACAACUGCAGCUGGGUCAGUAUCGGGUUCACAGGCGUCUGGUCAGGGAGGUCCAGGUGUCGCAGGUCCCGGUGGAGGUUUGACCUUACAGGCAGCGUUUGAGUACAGGGGCACCUGGAUCCCCCUCAUGAACGUCAGUGUGCAGGGCAGUGCUAAAGCCACAUAUCUGGAGAUGUUGGAUAAGGUGGAGCCGCCCUCAAUCCCUGAAGGUUACGCCAUGUCUGUGGCAUUCAGCGCUCUGUUAGACCUGGUGAGGGGCAUCACGACGAUGAUUGAUCGUGAGAGAGCCAAAGAGAAACAGGAAACCGCUACGAGAGAUGAGGCGGAGCCUGUGAACUCUCCACAGAGAGCAAACAACCAACAGGAAUCUAUGGCUCAUGAGGUUUGGGAAGAGAUGGUGAACGCCUGCUGGUGUGGACUGUUAGCUGCGCUCUCACUUCUACUAGAUGCCAGUACGGACGAGACGGCCACAGAGAACAUCCUGAAGGCGGAGCUGUCUAUGGCAUCAUUGUGCGGGCGACUGGGUUUGGUGACUCCACGUGAUGCUUUUAUUACUGCAAUCUGUAAAGCGUCUCUCCCACCUCACUACGCCCUGACCAUCCUGAGCAGCAACGCCACCAACCUCUCCAAUAAAGUGUACUCUAUCCAGGGUCAAAGUGUACAAAUGGUCAGUCCGUCAAGUGAGUCUCACCAGCAGGUGGUGGCAGUGGGUCAACCGCUUGCUGCACAGCCACAGGGGACAGUGGUGCUCACAGCGAAAAACAUUCAGUGUAUGCGGACGCUGUUGAAUUUGGCUCACUGUCACGGUGCUUAUCUGGGAACCUCUUGGCAGCUGGUUUUAGCCACACUACAGCAUCUGGUUUGGAUUCUGGGUCUGAAACCGGCUGUUGGUGGAGUUCUGAAACCUGGACGGGCUGUGGAGGGUCCCAGCACGGUUUUGACGACAGCAGUGAUGACUGAUCUACCUGUCAUUUCAAAUAUCCUCUCCAGACUAUUUGAGAGCUCACAAUACCUGGAUGAUGUUUCUCUGCAUCACCUGAUCAACGCUUUGUGCUCUUUAUCUAUGGAGGCCAUGGAAAUGGCCUACGGAAACAGCAAGGAGCCAUCUCUGUUUGCGGUGGCCAAGCUUUUAGAGACGGGGCUGGUCAAUAUGGACCGGAUCGAGAUUCUGUGGAGACCGUUGACGGCUCAUUUACUUGAGGUCUGUCAGCAUCCAAAUAGUCGUAUGAGGGAGUGGGGCGCGGAGGCCAUCACAGCUCUGAUUAAAGCCGGACUGUCUUACAAACAUGAUCCGCCACUGUCCCAAAACCAGAGACUGCAGUUGCUGCUUUUGAAUCCUCUGAAGGAGCUUUCAAACGUGCUUCACACAGACAUACGACAGAAACAACUGGAGUGUGUCCUUCAAAUUCUACAGAACCAGGGAGAUGGUCUCGGCCCGGGCUGGCCUCUGGUGCUGGGUGUCAUUGGAGCCAUCCGCAAUGACCAGGGUGAAUCACUCAUCCGAACAGCUUUCCAGUGCCUGCAGUUGGUGGUGACUGACUUCCUACCCACAAUGCCUUGCAUGUGCCUCCAGAUUGUGGUGGAUGUAGCCGGAAGCUUUGGUCUUCAAAACCAAGAGUUGAAUAUCAGCCUGACGUCCAUAGGCCUGCUGUGGAACAUCUCAGACUACUUCUUCCAAAGAGGUGAAACAAUUACAGAGGUGCUGGAGAGAGAGGAAGCUGUUCUCUUGAAACAAGCUCAAGAUAAAGGUGAACCUCUGAACCGACCGUUCCACCCUGCUCCACCCUUUGACUGCCUGUGGUUGUGCCUGUACGCCAAGCUGGGCGAGCUUUGCGUUGACCCGCGCCCGGCCGUGAGGAAAAGUGCCGGCCAGACGAUGUUCUCCACCAUUGCUGCUCAUGGAACGCUGCUACAACCACCAACCUGGAACAUUGUGGUUUGGAAGGUUCUUUUUCUUCUGCUGGACUGUGUAAGGAAGUCCUCCACCACAGCCGACAAGGAGAAGAUCGAAUCAGGGGGCGGCAACAUCCUCAUCCACCACUCACGCGACACAGCAGAGAAGCAGUGGGCGGAGACGUGGGUUCUGACACUCGCUGGCGUAGCUCGGAUCUUCAACACUAGGAGAUACUUGCUCCAGAAUCUGGGUGACUUCUUCAAAGCCUGGGAAGUUCUGUUGGAUCACAUCCAGUCCGCGGCCCUCAGCAAGAACAACGAAGUUUCCCUUGCAGCCCUCAAGAGCUUCCAGGAGAUCCUACAGCUAGUCACACCCGUUAAAGAUUUGGAUAAACCAGACGCCCUUGGCGCUGUGGACAUUCCCCCUGUCCUUCUGGAAUCUCUCCAAAUCACCGGGCCGGGAAGACCCCUAGUGCGAUCUGAUUCCCUCGCAGAGCGACUUGCCCAGCGCUACGUUGCCCAACUUCAGCUUCCGCCCCCUGGAGAGGAGCAGGAUGACUGUGCCCUCUGGUGGUCAGCCUGGAACACGUGGUACUUGAUAGGCACAGAGUGCACGCGGCCCCCUAGUGGUGGAACUGAUAAGCUAGCAUUUAUACCCAGUCAGCCUUUCCUGACGGCGUUAAUACAGAUUUUUCCAGCGUUGUACCAGCACAUCGCGGGAGGUUUUAGCAUGGAUGAUCUAAAGAAGCUAGGGGUGAUACUGCAUGGGGCUGUGUCGGUCCCCAUAAGCUCUGACGCUUCGCCGUUCAUCUUGCCCUCUUACACUGAGGCGGUGCUCACUAGUCUACAGGAAGCUGUGCUGACUGCCCUCGACGUCUUACAGAAGGCGAUUUGUGUGGGUUCUGAGAAUCUACAGGUGAUGUAUCCUGUCAUCUUUGAACAGCUACUGCUCUUCGUGGAGUUUUCCUGUAAACCUCCUCAGUACGGGAAAAUGGAGACCAAACAUGUGGCCAAUGCCAAAUACAACCAGGCGGAGUGGGUUGCCUUAAACUAUGUGCCGUUUGCGGAGCGAUCUUUGGAGGUGGUUGUGGAUUUGUAUCAUAAAACGGCGUGUCAUAAAGCCAUUAUUAACGAGAAAGUCCUUCAGAACAUUAUCAAGACUCUGAGGAUUCCUCUGGGUUUGAAAUACGCCUGUCCUGCUGAGAGCACUUGCAAACUCGCCGUCUCCUCGCUACUCAAAGUGCUUUCCAUUGGACUCCCUGUUGCCCGGCAACAAGCAUCCUCAGGCAAAUUUGACACCAUGUGGCCAGAGCUGGCGAACGCCUUUGAGGACUUCCUGUUUACUAAAAGCACACCUCCUGAUAAUCUGUCCAUUCAAGAGUUCCAGAAGAAUGAAGCUGUAGAUGUUGAGGUGGUGCAUUUGAUCAGCACUGAGAUUUUACCUUUUGCCAACUUCAUUCCCAAAGAUUUUGUGGGUCGGAUCAUGAGAAUGCUCAAUAAAGGAUCAAUACACUCCCAGUCAUCAUCAUUCACAGAGGCUGAGAUGGACAUCCGUAUGCGAGAGGAGUUCUCCAAGGUGUGUUUCGAAACGCUCCUGCAGUUCUCAUUCAGUAAUAAGGUAUCGACGCCGCAGGAGGGCUACAUCUCGCGAAUGGCGCUAUCAGUGCUGUUACAGAGAGCGCAGGACGUGCUGCGACGAUACGUGGAGGACGAGAGACUCAGUGGAUGCUGCCCGCUGCCCAGGCAACAAGUGACUGAGAUCAUCUUUGUGUUAAAGGCCAUCAGCACACUCAUGGAUUCCCUUAAAAAGACUCAACCAGAGAACGUGGACGGUAACGUUUGGGCUCAGGUGAUCGCGCUGUACCCGACGCUGGUGGAAUGCAUCACCUGCUCGUCUCCUAAAGUAAGCUCUGCCCUCAAAGACGCCCUGGGGCCCUUCAAAGACUUCAUGCAGCCGCCUGUCUCCAAAGUGCAGAACGGCGAAUCGUGACUGAAUGUUUUUUAUUCCACCGCAAACAUGAAUGUGACUGUUUCAUACGCACGUGUGAGGACUGAGAUUCACCCCCAUCGCCAAGGCAAACGUCAUGGUAACCGUCGGCUGACGGCUCCAGAUCCCAUCGUUCUAGAGCUGACAGGAGACUCUUAUUGGCCGACUUUAACGAUGCAUUAACUGCAACAUUAAAUUUGCAGUGUUUGUUGUUUUUAUGGUUUUUUCAUUCCCCCCGCCCCCCCCCAUGUACAGUGUUUGGUGAUAGUGUUAACGAUGUAAUUAAGAAUUCCGCAUUUGGAUGGAAAAUGAGUUCAAAUCCAAAAGGGAUUUAAAAUGAGUGAACAGGAAAAAAAUUUGAAUAAAUACAUGGUGUGAGGGAGUGAGUGAGGGAGUGAGUGAGGGAGGGAGGGAGGGAGUGAGUGUGAAAUUUUUUCAACAUUGAAUUUUAUGCAAGAUCUUACUGUAACAUUUCAUGUCAUCUUUAGUCGCAUUUUACAAUAAUAAAUGGUACAGUUCUAUAAACAUCAAACGGAUUGCUUCUCUGGUUAUUAAUUAAAUAUCUUGCUUUGCAUUGACUACAUCCAAAUAGCUCCAAUGCUGGUCAGUAUUACAUGCACAUUCAAAUAUGAAAAUAUAUCAAAGUUGAAGCGCUGAAUGCAGACUAAUGAGGCUAAAAAGGACUUAAAUAUUGAUCUGUUUGUCACCCACACCUGUCAUAUCACUUCAGAAGACAUGGGUUUAAUCACUGGAUUACUUUUAUGCUGCCUUUAUGUGCUUUUUGAAGCUUCAAAGUUUUGGCACCCAUUCACUUGCAUUAUAUAGACCUACAGAGCUGAGAUAUUCUUCUAAAAAUCUUCAUUUGUGUUCUGCAGAAGAAAGAAAGUCACACAUCUGGGACUAAACGAUGAGAGAAUUUUCAUUUUUGUGGGAACUGUCCCUUUAAAUUCACUAGGCUACACGUCUAAUUAAAAUUAACUUCGAGUCAUGCUUUCUUCUUAGUGUCAAGAAACUAAAAUGUGUUAUAUGCCAACUUGAUUUCCUAUUUAAGAUUAGAAAUGUCUCAAUGUCCUGGUUGUAGGUUUCUACAGCGCAUACGACAAUCAGAAAUCGCCUCAUUCAAACUCACACGCUCACAAGCUCGUGUCAGCUGGGGGCGUGGCCUCGAAGUGGGUGUGCGCGACGUGGGCGGUGUCCCUGUGACACCCCAUUGGCUGUUCUCCCAGCCUAUAGCGACGCAGCUAAAGGGAGUGUAGCGCGCUCACGAGAGUACUACAUGCAUUCACCUCGUACUCUCUGCGCGCAUCAGUUAAGCACGAGGAUUCCUGGAGUUCUUUUCAUUCGGAUGCGAUUUCGGACGCUUUUUCGGCUUCUCAAAGCCGUUUUGCCGUGUACUGGCUGAGGUAGUAGUUUGUGCUGUUGGUUGGGAUGCGACAUUGCCCGUUAUGGAGAUGACUGCGCAAGCUACUCCCUUGCCAGUGCUGGUCACUCUCUUCUCAUUCGCUUUGGAAUCCAAAUCUUCUGGAAAAUAUGAUGCUUUAUGUUUUAUAUAUUCAUAUGUGUGUGUGUGAUAAAGUCAUUAUUUUGAGAGUUGUAGAGCUGUGCAAAUGUGUACUCCAUGGUAAGUCUGAUUUAAAUGAAAUAAACGUAUGUUGCUUAAAGACAAAUUGCUGUUUUACUU